AUGGCUUUGCUCUGCCGCAGGUACAGCACGUUCCAGAUGCUGGCCUGCUUUCUGCUCGGUUUGGGGUUCCUGGCGCUGCAUCUAUCGCUCCAGCAAGCCUCGAGGACCCAGCCAGAGGACCCCAUAGACGGCACUCCUGCCACUGCUGUGCAGCCGCAGGUGACCCACAAGGAGCCCCCGUGCGUGGCCAACGCCUCUGCAAACACCGGCGCCGACUUCCAGCAGCUGCCGGAACGGAUCCAAGACUUCAUGCUCUACCGACACUGCCGCUACUUCUCAUUGCUGUGGGACGCACCGUCCAAGUGCACUGGCCGCCGGGGCGUCUUCUUGCUGCUGGCCGUCAAGUCGUCGCCCGCCAACUACGAGCGACGCGAGCUCAUCCGGCGCACGUGGGGGCAGGAGCGCAGCUACGGAGGUCGGCAGGUGCGCCGCCUCUUCCUGCUGGGCACGCCGCCGCCCGAGGCCGGGGAGAGCGCAGCUCAGCUAGCAGAGCUGGUGGCGCUGGAGGCGCAGGAGCACGGCGACCUGCUGCAGUGGAACUUCACCGACACCUUCCUGAACCUCACGCUCAAGCACGUGCGCCUACUCGACUGGCUGGAGGAGCGCUGCACACAGGCACAAUUCGUGCUCAGCGGCGACGACGACGUCUUUGUGCACACAGCCAACGUGCUCCGCUUCCUGGAGUCACAGGCGCCCGACCGCCACCUCUUCAUCGGGCAGCUAAUGGACGGCUCCGUGCCCAUCCGCGACAGCAGGAGCAAAUACUUUGUGCCCCCGCAGCUCUUUGCAGAGCCUGCCUACCCGGUGUAUUGCAGCGGCGGCGGCUUCCUGCUGUCCAGGCAUACUGCCCAGGCCCUGCGUGCCGCCGCCCGUGACACCCCACUCAUCCCCAUUGAUGAUGCCUACAUGGGCAUGUGCCUGCAGCGCGCCGGCUUGGCCCCCAGUGGCCACAAUGGCAUCCGCCCCUUUGGCGUGCAGCUGCCUGGCUCCCACCAUCCCUCCUUUGACCCCUGCUUUUACCGCGAGCUGUUGAUCGUGCACCGCUUCGCGCCCUACCAAAUGCUGCUCAUGUGGAAGGCGCUUCACAGCUCAGCGCUGAGCUGCAGCCGCGGACACCAGCUGUCCUGA
Molecule: messenger RNA, 1128 nt
Organism: Ochotona curzoniae (black-lipped pika)
Lineage: Eukaryota; Metazoa; Chordata; Mammalia; Lagomorpha; Ochotonidae
Gene: B3GNT6
Product: UDP-GlcNAc:betaGal beta-1,3-N-acetylglucosaminyltransferase 6
Cellular component (GO): membrane
Molecular function (GO): hexosyltransferase activity
Source: RefSeq, a predicted model, not a curated record